GCUGGUCCAAGUGGCGCUGCCCGAGCUGCCCUGCCUGCUGUAUGAUAUGUUCAAGCUGCCUGCUGCUGCUCUGCAAGGGCUGCUGCUGCUGCUGCAGUCUCCGCUGGUGACUAAAGUGAUGCACCACGCAAAGUUCGACUUGAGCUUCCUUUCCAACUUCCUCCUCACCCUCCAGCAGCAGCAGCAGCAGCAGCAGCAGGGCGCGUGCAGGUUCGCGGCUGCGGAGUCUGCCAGCAGCUGCGCGGGCCCCGGCAGCAGCACCACCAGCGCCACGAACAGUAGCGGCGAGAGCAGCGACAGCAGCAGCAGCACGGACAGCAGCAGCACGGACAGCAGCAGAAGCACUGACACAAGCAGCAGCAGCCGCGACACCACCACGAACAGCAGGAGCAGCAGCGACAACAACAACACAAACAGCGACACCACAAGCAGCAGCAGCAGCAGCAGCCACGACACCACCACGAGCAGCAGCAGCAGCAGCAGCAGCAGCAGCAGCAGGGCGAACGCGAAGGUGGUGGCUGGGGUUUUGGGGGGCGUGAGCCCGCCAGUGUUUGACUCGCUGCUGGCGAGUCGGCUGUUGGAAGCAGCAGAAAUUCAAAGAGGGUUUUCUUUGGCCCAAGUUGUGGAAAGGACUUUGGGGCUUUUUUUGGACAAACGCAUGCAAAGCAGCAACUGGGACUCUCAGCAGCUGCACGAGGAGCAACUCCUCUAUGCAGCGAGGGAUGCUGCAGUGCUGCUGCCGCUGCACGACCGCUUGAGCCGUCGGCUGAAGCAGCACCAGCUCUUGCGCGUUGCAGACCUCGAGCACCGCACUCUGCCGGCUGGCAAGCACCUCAAACCCUAA
Messenger RNA from Eimeria tenella, 844 nucleotides. RefSeq names its product Chromosome II, complete genome, related. NCBI's taxonomy places the organism in Eukaryota, Apicomplexa, Conoidasida, Eucoccidiorida, Eimeriidae. Gene Ontology annotation, molecular function: nucleic acid binding; 3'-5' exonuclease activity. The record is from RefSeq and is a predicted model, not a curated record. The annotation marks the transcript as partial. The transcript is spliced from 2 exons. Gene Ontology annotation, biological process: nucleobase-containing compound metabolic process.